UUGUUAAUUUCAUAACAAAGACUGCAAGGCAGCAUCCAAGAAAUGUUUGAGAAGUUACGUUGACCGAAUGGCUCCUAUAUAUAUGAACAGCAACCAGAGGAUGUUGUUUUGUCAAUAUUUAUCCGACUAUAUUGAUUGUUUACAAAUUUUGAAAGAGUGUACAGUAAAUAUUACACAGCUGAGACAGAUAAAGACAUAUGAAGAGAGAAGAAUGACUUCCGCUGUACCUUGUGUCAUUCCGAAGUUGUCAUCAACACUAACAACUGACGAGUGUGAUCAAGUAUUGGGACAAUGCUUAGCUCCACUGGAAGAAGACCAAUCUCAGAUGACAUGUCCGAAGGUGCGGGCUGCUCUGAACUGCACCGUGGGUGCUACAUGCGCCACAGAUGUGAUGCUGGCUAUCCGACAGGCUGAUGCGGUUAACAGACUUAAUGGGUCAGUAUGUGAAGUGAAUGAUCUAUUUAAUGUAGUCUGUAGGACGUGUUUACUGACGUAUGCUGAAAACGUCUUUUCUCUCAAUGAGACGGAUGCCAUCUUACACUGCAGACUUCUUGAAAACUUCGCUAAAUGCUUACUUAGUGACUGUUCCAUGGAGCGGCUAAAGGUAAUAGACAAAACCAGCGACGAAAUAAAACGUUUAAAUGUAACGCAGUGUAAUCUGACAUCUUUGAAUUCUGCUGGAAGGAAGCCUGUUCAAGAUUUCGCCAUAAUUGCCUUCACAGUCCUGGUUGCCACGAUGACAAAGACAAUAAUAUCAAGAGUUCAAUAAAAAUGAUUAACAAAAAAAAAUGCAUGAAUAUGAACAUUCCAGAUCAUUUUAUUUCUCUAUUUGCUUGUGUUAAUUUGUAGACGUAAUUAAAUUACUAGUUUCAUAAUGAAAAUAUUUAUAACAAUUUUCUAUAGAUUAGUAAAGUAGAUUUGGAAGUCUGAACAUUAUAUUUUACUGUUCCUUAACAGUCCUAGUGCAUGUGUUAAAUAAAAUGGUUAUAUUUAUAGUUUAUAAAAUAUUUGUUUUUUUGCAUUUAUUUACAUUUAUUAAAUGUAUAACAUAUUAAUCCAAAACUGUGCUUCCCAAACUGUGCUCAGCGGAACCCUAGUGUUUCUCGAGGCCUGAAUAGUUCCACGAACUACUGGAAUAAUUAACUAGUAGACCACUAUGUGAAGUUAAUCUCUCUAAAAAAUAAGCAAAGUGUUCCGCUAAAUACUCCGAAUGUACGAAGUGUUCCGUAAUUAAGGAAAAGGUUUGGGAAACACUGAUCUAAUUAUUUGUGUUACAUUGUGGCGACACAACUCAUUCACCAUGCUUGAUAUUGAAGCUCUUACAAAUUUGUGACCACAAUAUGAUGAUAGUUC
Molecule: messenger RNA, 1353 nt
Organism: Biomphalaria glabrata
Lineage: Eukaryota; Metazoa; Mollusca; Gastropoda; Planorbidae
Exons: 11
Coding region: 68-769 (233 amino acids)
Source: RefSeq, a predicted model, not a curated record